This is a messenger RNA of Penicillium malachiteum, 588 nucleotides long. Its product is annotated as Bys1 family protein. The coding region runs from base 1 to 588 and encodes 195 amino acids. The transcript has a single exon. The record is from RefSeq and is a predicted model, not a curated record. Lineage: Eukaryota; Fungi; Ascomycota; Eurotiomycetes; Eurotiales; Aspergillaceae.
AUGAAGAUCUCUAUUAUCUUGUCUAUACUCCCUCUUGCUACACUAGCAGCCUGCUUCCCUGCAACUCAAACCGAAAACGACCAGGCAGAUGAGAUUCCCUACGGUGCUUUCCCAGACCCCAGCGAAUCCUUCGUACUCUACCCGACACCGACGCCGGGGGUUACACCCGAUAAUACGAUUAGCCUCGCACAGGUCGGCCAUGCUGUUGUUAUAAAUCAUUGCAAAUUCCCAGUCUACAUCUGGUCCGUCGGCAGCUCCAUUAAGCCAGUGGUAACGACACCAUCGCAAGGGCGCUAUUCGGAGACAUUCCACCGGGAUGUUGGGAGUGGCGGCAUCGCGAUCAAAAUUAGUACCAAGCACGAUGGACUACUUACCAGCUCGCCCUUGACGAUUUUUGCAUACAACCUUGCGGCAAAUGAGCGGGUGUGGUAUGACCUAUCUGAUGUCUUCGGUGAUCCAUUCAAGGGCUAUCGUGUUGCUCUGUCGCCAGCCUCACCAGAAAUUACCUGGACGGAUGGAAUUCCCCGCUCUGGGAGUGCAAUUCGAGUUCGUAGCGCUGCCAGUGAUUUGGUUCUGACGUUGUGUUAA